Corythoichthys intestinalis (scribbled pipefish) is the source of this 1326-nucleotide messenger RNA. Its product is annotated as coiled-coil domain-containing protein 106-like. The transcript is spliced from 6 exons. The coding region runs from base 125 to 1108 and encodes 327 amino acids. The record is from RefSeq and is a predicted model, not a curated record. Gene Ontology annotation, cellular component: nucleoplasm. NCBI's taxonomy places the organism in Eukaryota, Metazoa, Chordata, Actinopteri, Syngnathiformes, Syngnathidae.
CCUUAAUAAUCAGUUAAUUGCGCCCGCUGCCAUCAGUGUCUUAACAGAAGUAUAAAGCAAAACUUUCACCCGAGUUAGUUAUUUGUCCAACUUUUGAAUAUUGAACGUGUGUUAUCUUUCCAAAAUGAAUCUGGCUAUCAGCUCAGACGAUGCGAACGCGGCAGAUCAUGAAAUGGCUCCUAGAGGAAGAGGUCUGUACCUGGAGUCUUACGGGGUGUCUUUUCCAGUAGAAGAGAGCACGGAGAGGCCGACUUCCUACUACAACGGCCAGCAGAUGACGGACGAGGCGGCCAUGCAGGAGGCGCCACCAUCGCCGUGCAACCCCUUCAUCCUGGUGUCUAACCUUCGCGCUCACCUUUUCGUGGCGCUGGAAAAAAACGCCUGGCUGCAGAAGCGAAUCGAGGAGCUGGAGGAGGAGCGCAACUUUCUGCGCUGCCAGCUGGACCGACUCAUCGUUGGUUCGCGGGGGCACGACGAGUGGCGUGGGGACGUCCAACGCGGCGUGAACUUCCAAGCCGCCAGCCCCUCCGGUCCGUCCUCCCCCAUGACCACCCGUUCAGGGAUGACCCUGAAGCGCCUGCAGGGACCCGCGACUCGGGUCAAGCAGGAGUUUCACCUGGAGGAUGAAAAGUUCUACACGGACGAGGAGUUCCUAGAAGAGGAGGAGGAGGACGGCGAAGAGGAGGAGUCCCCGGCGGAGGCCAAGAAAAAAGGCAGGGGGAGGAACGGGGAGCCCAGAAUGAAGAUGAGGAGGAUCUACCGUAUCACUCACGGCAGGGAACGCCAGAGAGUCAAAGACCCGGAUGGCGUUCUGAUCCGUUACAAGAAGAUCCUCUCCACCUACCAGCGCGUGAGGAGCAUGUCCAGAGCCUUUCAGAUCCACGGAGUGGAUCGCAACACCAUGGCCUCCACCUCCCCCAUCGCCGAGCUCCUGCUGGUGGCGCCGGAGAAGAUGGACGAAGUGGGCGAAUUCGAGGCCCUCAAAGAGAAGCUCCUGGACUACGCCCGCCGCUGCUACAAAAUCAUGGACGAGCGGACGCACGAGGUUGUUCAGAACAUGAAGAAAAGUCACAAGCUGCUUCCCAUCUCCUACCGCUUCAGGAACUGACCUCCACGUACUCUGAUUUUCCACUGCUGACCUCAAGAAAAACGGCAACUUCCGUGCUGCUUUAUUUGUGUAUUUGUAUUCAUCUAUUUUGCAAUGAAAGUUGAGAAGUGACCUCAGUUUUUGGAGAUCUGUUUAUACGUUCAGGUUUUGCACAAUUUGCCGUGUUUGUUUUUUAGCUCCUUCUGUUGAAAUUAUAUUAAAAGUUGGAUUUUCUUUGC